Messenger RNA from Morchella importuna, 321 nucleotides. RefSeq lists its product as uncharacterized. NCBI's taxonomy places the organism in Eukaryota, Fungi, Ascomycota, Pezizomycetes, Pezizales, Morchellaceae. The record is from RefSeq and is a predicted model, not a curated record. The transcript is spliced from 3 exons. Bases 1 to 321 code for a protein of 106 amino acids.
AUGGGGAGGUGGUUCGGAUGUUGGAAAUUUCGAGGUGGAAAAGCCCUGAUUGCUGGCAACAGCGACCACGACCACGACGGACAACCAAGAGAACAGCAGAGCAAGUCGCGUCAACAACAACGCGGAGUGACGCUUUCGAGAGAGCCUAUGUGCUUGAAGCCUUCACCAGUCACACCCCCACCAAACACCAUCAUCAGUCUGGAAAUUUCCGGAGUGAAUUGUUUUCACCUCAACCUAACAUCACGACAUUUCCGAACAACGAAGAGCUUUCCCCGGUCCCUUGCGGUUAAACUGAUUGCUUCUCUUGUUCAUUCCACUUGA